AUGCAAACCAGAUCUGACCCUGAACAGGUUGAAGGUAGAGGCGACGACGCCGCCCACCGCAAAGAUGGCGACGAGCACACCGUCGCGGGCUGGCUCACCGUGGCCGGCUCGUUUCUCGUCUACUUCGUGUCCUAUGGCUACAUGAAUAGCUUUGGGUACUUCCAGGACUACUACCUCGGCCAUAGUCUGGCUGGGUACCCGAGCUCGGUCAUCGCGAUCAUCGGGUCGCUCCAGCUUGGUCUUAUGAACCUCAUCCAGCCUGUCGCCGGUGGUCUCGCCGAUUCGUACAGCCCGAGCAUCCUCUACGCUGUCGCGGCUGUCGGGGCGAUUGUCUCCAGCGUCGGCGUCUCAUUCGCCCAGCCAGGCCACAUUUGGCAGUUCAUCCUCACUCAGGGCGUCAUCUUUGGAUCAACCGCCGUGUUUGGUACAGCGGUCUCCUUGCCUCUCGCUAGUCAGCACUUUACGAGAAGACGCGCAUUAGCCAUUGGUAUUGUCGCUAGCGGGAGCAGCGCGGGAGGAGUCUGCCUACCCAUCAUGUUCUCUCAUCUUGUGCCACGUAUCGGCUUCGGCUGGGCUUUGCGAAUUGCUGCGCUGAUUGCUCUAGGAUGCUACGGGAUCGCUAUUCUCAUCUCGCGGCCCAAGCUGCCACACAAGCCUGUGAAAUCCAUCUGGUCUAUUGUGGACUUCAAUGGCUUCCGCGACCCCCGAUACUCUACACUGGCGCUUGCUAAUGUGGUCGGUAACUUUGGGCUUUACGUACCGUUCUACUACUUAGAGCCGUACAUCGCGGUUCACCACCCGGGAGCCGCGGUGAGGAACUACCUUCUCCCGCUUAUCAACGGAUCAAGCUUCUUCGGCCGAGUGAUCGGUGGAUACGUAGCCGAUCAUACUGGUGGAUUGAACCUCCUCUAUCCACUGACGGCAAUUUCGGGCAUACUCUGCCUUACCUUAUGGCUUCUAUCCACCAGCGUCAGCAUGAUUGUAGCUUUUGCCUGUUUAUACGGCUUCUGCUCGGGAAUAUUUAUCAGUGUCACACCGUCCGUGACCGUCAGACUCUCUCCAACUGAUAAAGUCGGUGCCCGGCUGGGCGCAUUCUCCAUCUGGAGCACAAUCGGAGUCUUCACCGGCACGCCCAUAGGCGGCGCUUUCGUCCGACGAGGCACGCCGGAAGAAUAUCAGCACCUGAUCAUCUUCACCGGCAUGUGCCUCACUGCCUCCGCUGUCCUGCAGUUUGCGACGCGCAUUCUCUGUGAUAGAGAUCUACGCAAGAAGUGGUAA
This is a messenger RNA of Colletotrichum paranaense, 1278 nucleotides long. RefSeq lists its product as uncharacterized. Gene Ontology annotation, biological process: transmembrane transport. Lineage: Eukaryota; Fungi; Ascomycota; Sordariomycetes; Glomerellales; Glomerellaceae. Gene Ontology annotation, cellular component: membrane. Gene Ontology annotation, molecular function: transmembrane transporter activity. The record is from RefSeq and is a predicted model, not a curated record. The transcript has 5 exons. Bases 1 to 1278 code for a protein of 425 amino acids.